GAGGUGGUUUGGAUAGGCAAAGCCCGGAGGUAGCAAGAGGACAGACUGGCGAGGCAAUGCCGCCCUCGCUUUCGUCCCACCCCCGGCAUCAAGGAGCCUUCUGUGCUUCUCUUGUGCAUGCAGCGGUGAUUUGGCAACGCUUCUCAAGAUGGCUCGGGACAGGAUUCUGCUAGGCCGAACUAGAGUGGGCUUCAUCACGAGUCCGAAUGCCGCCCCCCUGGACGCCCAGCACGAGUGGCCGCCUAAAUGAAAAGGAUCCCUCUCCCGCUGCCCUGCGUGGCUUCGCGAUGUCCUCUCUUCUUCCUCCCAUCCUUACACGCUAUCGUCGGACGUCGAGACCUCUCGCAAACUAAUUCACGCGGAACCUCCUUCGCCUCUCGACCAUUUCAUCCACCAUGUCCUCCUCCAUCACCACCAAGAUCCCAAUCGAUCCGAUACCGAGGUGGUGUCUCGGCCCGAUCCAAUUUGGGAACGGCGAGCGGUGGGAGUGCGCGAACGACACCCUGGGUACGAGUAAGGAGGACUUCCAGACCUUCUGCUGCAACGGACGCAUCAUCAACGCCGCCAGGGACCUCAGGUCCAUCGCCGGGUCCCGCGACCGUGCCAUGAACCUGUCCGACCUGGUCUGCUGCGGGCUGACGGGGCCGCAGGCUGGGGGCCUGCGCCCGGCGCCGGCGCAGAACACGCGGUGCUCCGACGGGUCGCCGACGCCGCUGGCGCAGCUGGCCGGCACCAACACCGACAACGCCGCGCCGUUCCUCGUCACCUACACCAGCGCGAGCUACGGCGACCGCACCGUCGGCGACUACGUCCCCACCCAGGUCGCCCAGUGCCUGUGGGCCUUGACCUCCGGCCUCGCCCUGGAGGACAUCACCCUCCCCGCCCCCGAUAUCACCACUCUGACGCCCGCCACCACCGACCGGUUCGGCUUCCCCAUCCCCACCCGCUCGACGACGACGACGGGGCGAACGUCGAGCACGGCGACCGAGUCGGGCGCCUCCGAGAGCCUGAGCGGCCAGUCGGCUCCGAGCACGACCUCCCCGCCCGCGGACGCCGCCACGACGGAGCCGGAGAGCGGCAACGCGCCGACAUCGACGCCCUCCGCUGCCGUAUCGGGGCACACGAACGCGCGCAGAGGGCUGCUCUAUGUCUUCGUUGGCCUAGCGGCGUUGAGCCUCCUCUACUUGUAGAGCUGAUUUGCCUGCGGCAUUGCGUGGGAGCGGGAGUACGAGGAAUAACUGCAAAAGUUGACAAUGUUAAUGAGUGGUUAUUAAGUCUCAUAGUGUAAUGAUAAUACUAUACCCCACAAGCACCUGAAAAUUCCUAAUAUAAUAUCAACCCC
Durotheca rogersii is the source of this 1342-nucleotide messenger RNA. RefSeq lists its product as uncharacterized. The record is from RefSeq and is a predicted model, not a curated record. The coding region runs from base 396 to 1190 and encodes 264 amino acids. Lineage: Eukaryota; Fungi; Ascomycota; Sordariomycetes; Xylariales; Xylariaceae. The transcript has 2 exons.